Mugil cephalus (flathead mullet) is the source of this 1408-nucleotide messenger RNA. RefSeq names its product chromatin accessibility complex subunit 1 (gene chrac1). The transcript is spliced from 3 exons. The record is from RefSeq and is a predicted model, not a curated record. The coding region runs from base 94 to 459 and encodes 121 amino acids. Gene Ontology annotation, molecular function: protein heterodimerization activity. Gene Ontology annotation, cellular component: CHRAC; nucleus. NCBI's taxonomy places the organism in Eukaryota, Metazoa, Chordata, Actinopteri, Mugiliformes, Mugilidae.
AAGUCCGCCAAACGCAGCUACCGACGAAGAAGAAAACAUGCGUCACCGUUCAAAACAAUACUUGAAGUUCCGCCUGUAUCGCGCCGCGUCCUCAUGAAGAUGUCUCAGAAUAAUCCCGACAAAGACGACCAGACGUCAGGCAACAAAAAGACGAUCUCUCUGCCCAUCUCCAGGGUCAGGCUGAUCAUGAAGAGCUCCCCGGACGUGUCCAGCAUCAACCAGGACGCUCUCUUCCUCACCACCAAAGCCACAGAGCUGUUCGUCCAGCACUUGGCUCUGUCGUCCUUUAACAACGGCUCCGGGAAAGAAACCAACUCUCUGUCGUACAGCGACCUGGCUAACACCGCAGAGGACACUGAGACUUUCCACUUUCUCACAGAUAUCCUACCUAAGAAGAUCUUGGCUCGAGAUUACCUCAAAACCUUGGAGCAAAUGCAAGAAGAGGAAGCCGAUUUAUAAAAAGGGAGCUCAGGAUGAAUUUCCUGCUUGGGCAGAUGUUAUCACACGUACACAUCCUGCCUGUCACUGAGAGCAAAGUGACUGUCAGUGGAGACGCUCUGUGAACUUUCUUAGUGCUUUUAAACACACUGAGUUCACCUGUAGGCCUUUUGAAAGAAAGGGGACAUGGAUCUGAAACAGGAAACCACGAUGAGAACUUUGAGACCGACUUUAGACUCGACAGCGUUCUAGAAGAGCGUAGAGGUCGUACUAUAAAUCCAUGAUAAAUAGUUGAUGCCUGCAAAGUAAAUUUGUAACAAAUGCUCAAAGAAAGCAGCCGUAGCUGUAUUUUCGUUCAGGCUUUGUGUAAGUACUCUUGAGUGGAGUUUUAAAGAAUUAUGCAAACAAGUGUUUGCAUUUGAUUUGUACACACAGACUGUCUUCAAAGGUUUUCUGGUAGCAGUGUCUUGCAUUUUUUUCAUCCUCACUAUCAGGACGUGUGAAAUGUUUCCCCUUAGCUUUCAGGCCCGUACAGGCUCACUCCACGUGAAAGACCAAGGCUUAUAAACCCAUUCCACACAGCUGGAGCACAGAUGUCUCAACUCCUGAGUUGCUAUUCCCUUUCAAAUAUGGCUGACCUUGUUUAACAGAUGCUGUCAAACAUCAAAUUUAAAGUAAAUCUGCUGUUGUUACUGAUUAUACACAGUACUGUAUUUUUUUUAUUUUUAUUUUUUUUAAGAUAUGGUCACAUUGAACUGUGAGUAGGUUGUCAUAAUACUUGAAAUAGGUUUUUUUUUCUCCAGCAUAAAUACAAAGCUUAUUAAUAUGCUGUUGGUGUCCAAAAUUAACACUCAGCGCAACAGAUGUGAAUAUUUAAAAUGUAUACAGUUUGGAAAGCAUCCUCCUCUCUUAUAUCUACAAAUUUGUGGUUUAGAUUUGAUAUUAAAAUAAAGAGUUGUGCUGUAAGAUA